Messenger RNA from Drosophila ficusphila, 1094 nucleotides. RefSeq names its product cytosolic Fe-S cluster assembly factor NUBP1 homolog (gene Nubp1). Gene Ontology annotation, cellular component: cytosol. Gene Ontology annotation, biological process: iron-sulfur cluster assembly. Bases 100 to 1035 code for a protein of 311 amino acids. The transcript has a single exon. NCBI's taxonomy places the organism in Eukaryota, Metazoa, Arthropoda, Insecta, Diptera, Drosophilidae. Gene Ontology annotation, molecular function: 4 iron, 4 sulfur cluster binding; ATP-dependent FeS chaperone activity; ATP binding. The record is from RefSeq and is a predicted model, not a curated record.
CUAACUUAAGUAUUCUUGAGCUGGCCACACUUUUCCCUUGUUAUCAGCUUAUAAUUUCACAAUUUAAUUUACAAAAAUCCGCAAUUAAAUAUUAAUGAAAUGGAAGCACCUCCACCGGAACACUGUCCUGGCGUGGAAAGUGAGCGGGCUGGAAAAGAAAGCGCCUGUGCCGGUUGUCCGAACCAGAGAAUCUGCAGUGAUCCCAACAAAAAACUUGAGGAUCCGGGCAAAGCUUUAGUGGCUGAAUCCCUCAAAGAUGUUCGACACAAGCUGUUGAUCCUCUCUGGCAAGGGAGGCGUGGGGAAGAGCACGGUGACCAGCUUACUGACCCGAUACCUAGCCAGAAGCUUUCCGGAUAGUAACUUUGGCGUCUUAGACAUCGACAUCUGCGGUCCAUCACAACCUCGUUUGCUGGGCGCCCUAGGGGAGAAUGUGCAUCAGUCUGGUUCCGGCUGGUCACCAGUGGGAAUCGACGACAAUGUCUGCCUUAUGUCCAUUGGGUUUCUGCUUGGCUCUGUGGAUGACGCCAUCAUUUGGCGUGGUCCCAAGAAGAACGGCAUGAUUCGGCAGUUCUUAAGCGAGGUGGACUGGGGCAAUCUUGAUCUUCUACUGCUGGACACACCGCCUGGCACCUCUGAUGAACACCUUUCCGUCGUUUCCUACCUCAAGGACGAAAAUAAACCGGAUUCUCUUCGCGCCGUCUUGGUGACUACUCCACAGGAAGUGGCUCUCCUGGAUGUACGCAAGGAAAUCAACUAUUGCAAGAAGCAAAAUAUCCCCAUUGUGGGCGUGAUCGAGAAUAUGAGCAGUUUCCGUUGCGGAAAUUGUGGGAAUAGCUCGGAAAUCUUUCCCGCCAAAACCGGAGGAGCUGCUGCUAUGUGUGCCGAAAUGGGAGUACCGCUGUUGGGUUCGCUGCCUUUGGAUCCCCAAGUGGCUAAGGCAUGCGAUUCUGGCGAAGAUAUAACUACGAUCAAAAAUACUACUACCGAGGCGCUGGAAGGGAUUUGCUCAAGAAUUAUGGCUAGCUUUAGUUAAGAAUGCGAGGAUGUAGCAUAAUAAUAACAAAACUUUUAAAUAAAAAAUAGUGUCAGUAA